Medicago truncatula (barrel medic) is the source of this 945-nucleotide messenger RNA. RefSeq lists its product as uncharacterized. The coding region runs from base 98 to 796 and encodes 232 amino acids. The record is from RefSeq and is a predicted model, not a curated record. The transcript has a single exon. NCBI's taxonomy places the organism in Eukaryota, Viridiplantae, Streptophyta, Magnoliopsida, Fabales, Fabaceae.
CUAAAAACACUUUGUCCUCUCAUCAUCAUCAUUAUCAUCAUCCUCCUCCUCCUCUCCUCUUCCUCCUCCUCCUCCUCCUUCUCCAAAAUCAACCACCAUGAAUUCUGAUAGGUUGAUGAAAUGGAUGUAUGGCUACAACACAACCAAAUCAUCAGCUGAUACAAAUGGUUUUGGUAGUCAUGCUCCAGGCAUCAUAAAAGCGAUGCAAAUGCUUGACACUCAGUUUGAGAAUCUACAUGCAUCAUCACCAUCAUCUGAUAGGAAUGAUGUCAUCAACAACAACAAGAUGGUGUUGAAUACUUCUUCCGCUUUUGCUCAUCUUGAUCUCCUUGGAGGCUCGUCUUCACAUUCACAACAACCACCAUCUGAGACAAACAAUAUUGUUGCUACUAAUGGUGAUGAAAUCCGGGCUUUUAAUAAUACCAACAUGAAGAGGAAAAAAGAAGAAAUUGUUGAUGAUGGUAGAACCCACAGUCUAUCACACAAUAAAAAUGGACCAUAUACGUGUCCAAAGUGUAACAAAGUACUAGCAACAUCACAAAAAUUUGCUAGUCAUGCAUCAAUACACUACAAGUCAGAAAGUGAAGAAGAGAAAAAAAAGAGAUACAUGUCUAGGAUCCGAAAGAGACCAGAUCUCCGAUUCCAAAAGCUCAAUGAUGGAACAACUACUUUUGUUCCCAUUGCUUCUGUUGACCAGUCACAUGCUGUUUCUGUAAGUUAUAAUAAUCAUAAUAUGAGUGCGCCUGCUCCUCCUCUAAGUGGGGUCAAAGUUAAAUUGGAGCCUGCUGAUAACUAAUUUAUAUUAUGCUUGCUCAAUUUAUAAUGUUUAUUUGAGAGCUUAGCUCCCUGUUUGCUUCCCUUUUCUUGAUGUUUUCUUGUUAUUGUUAGCCUUUGUAAACAAAAAAUUAUUGUAAUGAUGAUUUCUUUCAUUAUCUAGGUUAUUUC